This is a messenger RNA of Leucoraja erinaceus (little skate), 1615 nucleotides long. RefSeq names its product protein FAM177B-like. The record is from RefSeq and is a predicted model, not a curated record. Bases 90 to 758 code for a protein of 222 amino acids. The transcript has 5 exons. NCBI's taxonomy places the organism in Eukaryota, Metazoa, Chordata, Chondrichthyes, Rajiformes, Rajidae.
UGCUUCCCCAAACAUCUCCUAUCCCCCGUUUGCCCUCGCUGGCCGGUGGGAGGGGGCCGAGACCCUGGCCCCGCGGCUUUUGAGACGGCAUGGUGCGGGUCUCCGCCCCGCUGUGGGUCCUGAGGUCAAGAACCGCAUCCGGAGAGGGUGCGGUCCCGGAUCCUGCAGGCGCCGCAGCGCUGCCGUCUCUUGCAGUGUCUCACCGCGGGGAGAGGAGCCGCAUGGAGCCGGGAGAGGGAACACGGCAGGUGGAGGGAGGCCCUUAUCUGACGUCAGCUGCCGUCCGAGUGGACACGGGCAGGGAAGAGCCCCGGAGACUUCUUUACUUUACCAGCGGAGAGACCAUGGGCGAUAGCAGCGAAGAGGAGGAGAAGGAGGAGCCGGAGAAGACAGUCGAGCCUUCCACUCUCCCAUGGGGACACUACCUGUGGUUCUGGGCAACGUACCUUGCAAGAAGAUCCUUGUUGACAUGUGACUUUCUCGGUGGGAAACUGGCCGACCUGUUGGGGCUGACCACACCCAAGUACCAGUAUGCAGUUGAUGAAUACUUCAGUGUUCAAGACCAGGAAGAAGAUGAAGAUGGAGAAGAAGUCACAGAAAUGGAGGAGAUGGAAUUCAAUGAGAGGAGGCAUCUGCCGAUUCAGAAGCCUGAAUAUGGGACAGCAGAGGAUCCAGGAAUCCACAGCGGGGCUGAGACCAAGCACCAGGUUUCGUACACUAAUGAAGUGCUGGGAGACAGUGGAGAUGCGGACAACUAACCCCAUCCAUUGCCGCCCCUCCUUGUGUAUAAUCCCUUCCCCUGUCGAUUGUUGUAACUGUUCGCAAGACAAACUGAGGCUCAAAGUGUCCUCUAGUUGUUCCUCCACUCCCACAAGGGGCGAUGUCACCAGCUGGCCCUUCAUCUCCUAGAACCAGCCUGCAAUUGGGUUGGGCUGUCACCUCUUGGUUUAAUCUAAGCCAUUGACCCAAAAUGUGAGCUCAGUCUCUCUCCUCCCAGAUGCUGUCUGACCUACUGUGCAUUUCCAAUGUUCAUGUUUUGGAAUUUCAGCAUAUGUAGGUUUUAGUGACUAAGCUAUUAUAUCAAUGGUUCUGAGGAUACAUAAUUCAAAUCUCACCACAGCAACUUAAUUAAAUAUGGAAUUUUAAGUAUCAGUAUGGUAUCCAUGCCUAUCUAAGCUGGUCCCACCAGUCGUCUUUGGCCCAUAUCCUUUUAAAUCUUCCCUAUUCAUGUACCUGUCCAAAUGUCUUUUAAAUGCCGUUAUAGUACCUGCCUCAACUACCUCCUCUGGCAGCUUGUUCCAUAUACCCACCAACCUCUGUGAGAAAGUUCCCCUUCAGAUUCCUGUUAAAUGUUUCCCCUCACAUUAAAUCCAUGUCCUCUAGUUUUAGACUCCACUACCCUAGAAAAAAAACUCUAUGCAUUCACUAUGCCCUCAUGAUUUUAUACAACUCUUAUAGACAAUAGGUGCAGGAGUAGGCCAUUCGGCCCUUCAAGCCAGCACCGCCAUUCAAUGUGAUCAUGGCUGAUCAUCCACAAUCAGUACCCCAUUCCUGCCUUCACCCCAUAUCCCCUGACUCCACUAUCUUGUAUAGGUUCAUCCCUCAGACACCUCGU